Messenger RNA from Phoenix dactylifera (date palm), 2610 nucleotides. RefSeq lists its product as uncharacterized. Lineage: Eukaryota; Viridiplantae; Streptophyta; Magnoliopsida; Arecales; Arecaceae. The record is from RefSeq and is a predicted model, not a curated record.
AUUUAAGUAUCCGGGGCGAUGUCUGUCUCCUUUCGUCUCUCGGAUUUCUCGCUCAUUCCUCGCUUCUCCGGCGACCUCUCCUUCUCUCUGCUCCCGAUCGCAGGAUCCCGAUCGGACGGCCGACGAUGGCCGACGACGAGUUCGCGAAGGCCGUCGAGGACGGGCUGAAGCUGGCGAAGCGGAUAUACGCCGGGAAGGAUCGGCACUUUGGGCCGCCGCGGCCUGUCGGCGGGAUGGAGCGGUCGUUGGCGUCCCUCCUCCCGGCGGCGCCGAUGGUGUACGCCGUCGUCGACGACCCCGGGAUCGUCGACAACCCUGACAUUCCGAGCUACCAGCCCCACGUGUACGGCCACUGCGACCCGCCGGCGCUGAUCCCCCUCCAGAUGAACGAGAUCGCCGUGGAAGCCGACUGCUUCUUGGACACGGCCUUCGUCGCCAUCCGCGGUCGGUGGCGCGUACACUGCAUCAUGCGGAACCGGAGCUGCGACUGCCGCCUCCUCGUCCCUAUGGGCGAGCAGGGUUCAAUUCUAGGUGUCGAGGUUGAAGUAGGUAAGAAUUCAUACUCCACUCGGGUGAUGGAUGAAGAAGAAAAUCAGAAGAUGGAGAAGCCUGAGAGAAAUGAAGGAGGGGGCUUUCUGAAACCCGAGCUGUUUUCCUUGACAAUCCCCGAGGUUAGCGGAGGAUCUGACAUUUCUCUUACAAUCAGAUGGUCUCAGAAGUUAUUCUAUGAAGAUGGGCAGUUCUCUAUCACCGUCCCUCUUAAUUUUCCAGAAUAUGUCACUCCAUUUGCAAAAAUAUUUGCAAAAAAGGAAAAAAUUCAACUGAAUGUGAAUAGUGGUUUUGGAAAGGAAGUUUUGUUGCAGACUACGAGCCAUGCUUUGAAGGAAAGAAGUCGGCAAGCUGGAAUAUUGACUUUCUUAUAUGAAGCAGUUGUUGAGCAUUGGUCAUAUAAAGAUUUUCAUUUUUCAUAUAGUGUUUAUUCAAAUGAUUUGUUUGGUGGCAUACUCUUACAAUCUCCAACGAUGUAUGACUAUGAUCAGAGAGAGAUGUUCUGCCUCUAUCUUUUUCCAGGAAAUAACCAGAACAGAAAGGUCUUCAGAAGAGAAGUGGUUUUUAUUGUUGAUAUAAGUGGAAGCAUGGAAGGGAAGCCUCUAGAGAACGUUAAGAAUGCACUAUCUACAGCCCUCCUAGAGCUCAAUCCAGUUGAUAAAUUUAAUAUAAUAGCUUUCAAUGAUGAGUUACAUUCAUUCUCGUCAUGCAUGGAACUGGUGACCGACGUCAAGGUAGAAAAUGCUCAUGAGUGGAUAUGCAAAACUUUUGUUGCGGGGGGUGGGACAAACAUCAUGCACCCCUUAAAUAAGGCAAUAGAUUUGCUAUUCGAUGCUCGAGAUUCAGUCCCACAUAUUUUUCUCAUAACUGAUGGGUCUGUUGAAGAUGAACGUGACAUUUGUUCUACCAUGAGAACCCGUGUGGCAAAUAGAGGAUCCAUGUCCCCACGAAUUUCCACUUUUGGUGUUGGUUCUUAUUGCAAUCAUUAUUUCUUGCGGAUGUUGGCAUCAAUCAGCAAGGGGCAGUAUGAUGCUGCAUAUGAUCCAGAUCUGAUCGAAUCCCGAAUGCAGAGAUGGUUUAGGAGGGCUUCAUCCCCGAUAGUUACGAAUAUCAUUGUUGACAUCUUUAAUCAUCUUGAUGAAGUUGAGGUGUAUCCUACUCAUAUUCCUGAUCUUUCAGUGGGAUGCCCAUUGAUUGUAUCAGGCAGAUACCAAGGCAAGAUUCCAGAUUCUCUUAAAGCUAAAGGUAUCUUGGCUGACAUGAGUGAAGUUGUUAUUGACUUGGAGGUGAAAAAUACAAAGGAUAUCCCUCUUGAAAAAGUUUUUGCAAAGCAACACAUUGAUCUUCUUACAGCUGAGGCAUGGUUUUCUGAAAGCAAACAGCUCGAGGAAAAGAUUAUUAAAUUAAGCAUGCGAAGUAGCGUACCAUCGGAGUAUACAUAUAUGAUCUUACUCCAGACUGACACAGAAAAGCAGGAUGCUGUAAAACAGGCAAAGAAACAUGGCUCCCAAAAGCAUGCAGGCCCUAAAAACCGCUUAUCGAUUCUGGUCCAUGGCCUGACCAUCGGAUUUGGAAAUAUAGUUGCAACCUCGGAAAAUCUCCCCACCGGGUUUGGAGAGCCAAAGCUUCCCGAGACCAACGAUGUCCUUGAGAAAGCUGUCAGAUGCUGUGACAACUACUGUUGCUGCAUGUACAUCAUCAAAGCAUGCUCUAAGAUGAAUGAUAAGCUUGCGGUCGUAAUGGCUCAGGGCUGUGCAGCUUUGUCAUGCCUUGGCUGCUAUGAGUGCUGCUGCGCGGCAUGCUGCGAAAGCUCCUAGUUAUCAUGUGUGUUAGUUGUCCUGUGUAUAGUUUAUAACUUUAUACCAUCAUUAUAUGUAUUUCUUUAGUGUUUGGUUUCCCUCAUCACGUGUAAACAACGUUCGCAAAGAGAUGAGCGUGCAAUGUUUUUUGUAAUAUACUGCUCCUGCAAGUGAUCUUUUCUGAACAAUGCUUUAAGCCAAUCUUGGUGUAACAAUCACAUAUAUCAUAAUCUAUCCAUUUCGGCUUCGACCUGAUGGGCUU